This is a messenger RNA of Lolium perenne, 1746 nucleotides long. RefSeq lists its product as uncharacterized. Gene Ontology annotation, molecular function: protein binding. Lineage: Eukaryota; Viridiplantae; Streptophyta; Magnoliopsida; Poales; Poaceae. The record is from RefSeq and is a predicted model, not a curated record.
GCAUGGGACUUCUAUCGAACGGUAGCGGAGCAGUCCGAUGAAACGCUAGGAUCGGGAUCCGAUCCCUAGCGUGGAUGUAAAUCAGUUCAAAUUGGGAAUCAUUCUCAAACAGAUAGAACCGUCGUCCACGAUGGCAAAGCGCCGCCACAAGAAGACCAUCGCCGGCAAUGCCAAGAAGAGGAAGGAGAACGCUUCCACCACCACCACCACCUCCACGGCAUUAAUGCCGGUCGGCUCGUUGAUGUCGGACGACAUGGCCAUCGAGGUGCUCUUGCGGCUGCCGCCUAAAGCGGUCACCAGGUUCCGCUGCGUCUCCCCCGCCUGGAGGGAUCUCAUCUCUUCCAACGGGUUCAAGCAACAAUACCAUGACGCUGCCGCCGUGGCCGCGGCUGCCGCUAAUGCCGUUCCAAGAUUCGUCUUCGUCCCGGCGGAUCCAGAAUCCAACGAACGACGCUGCGACACUCCGUCCUGGUGCUCGAUCGUCAAAGCCUAUCCCGCGCACUCUCCUGGCGUCGCCACCGCCGGCAAGCCCUGCCUCGGCGUGUUUCUCCUCGGCAUGCCGUCUAACGGGCUAUUCUUCCUGUGCAACCCUUCGACGGGCGGCCUGCUGCGCCUCCCGCCGCGCCGCCCGGCGUGCUACAUCCACAGCGCCAGCCUCGGGUACCACGCGGCCACCGGGGAGCACAAGGUGCUGCUGCUCGAGCACGCGGAGGGGCAGUCGGUGUCGGCCCCGAAUCUGCAGGGCCACGUGCUGACUGUCGGAGCCCGUCGGAGAAGCUGGCGGGCGCCUCGCGGCAAGAGAAGCGCCGCCAUACGCGACGUGGUCGUCCCAACAGGCACCGACCCGGUGUUCGCCGACGGUUGCCUCCACUUCAUGCUGUCACCCAAGUACUGGCUCCGCGACGAGCCUCAGGGAAUCCUCUCCUUCUCGCUCGGCGGCGAGUCCUUCAGCCGCAUCCCGCCGCCGCCUUUCGCAGCCGCCGACGCCGUCAAGUACAGCAAGGACCACCUCAAGCCCGACCCCGACGCCGCCGAAGACAGCCAGGAGGUGAAGGCUCCGGCCGGGACGACGUUGGCCGAGCUCGACGGGAGUCUCUGCAUGGUGCGUGACCGCCGCACCGACGCCAUGGACACGCUGGAGGUUUGGAAGCUGCACGCGGGGUCCACCGGGUCAUGGUCGCUGGACUACACCAUAGACCUAGUCAGCGAUCUUCUGAAGCUGCCGCGGGUCGUUGUUCCACUCUGCUACAUCAUGGACGACGGCGAGACCAGGAAGAUCCUGCUCGCCACCACGCUGCGGAAGGCGCACCUCUACGACCCCAGCACCAAGAAGCUGCAUACAGUAGCCAGCAAUGCCAAAGGCGCGCCUAUGUGUCCCGUCUUCUAUCAGGACAGCAUUGUCAGCAUGGCUGGCAUGGAGUAUGGAACCGCAUACUGUAGGAAAAACAGAAUUACGCUACCCAAAAAUAAUGGUAUGUAAUCGUUAUCUUUUUUCUUUUCUUUCCUUUUCUCAGGUACAUGUAACCAAUGUUUGCCUGUCAUUUCAUUAUUAAGAUUGAAAUUAAGGAGGGUUUCAUAAGAUGUUGUGCUCCUCUGCCCUCGCUGUUGGUCUUCUCGCAUGCCUGCAUCCCAAGUUUGCAGUUCUUGACUUGCCUUACUUCUGUCGCUCAAAAGUUCGAGUCUUCCUCUCUAGCCAGAUUCACCAUCUCCCUGCAAUGGCGAACACUGUUGCCUCCUUUAACUCUU